AUGUCCUCCAGCGGUAUCUCCGAGGUGUUGUUCAAGAAGGUCGAUGAUUACGUCGACUCGCUCGCCCCUCAGAUCCAACCCCGCAUUGCGUCUGAGCUUGAGCUCUUUCAACAGAAGACCAUUGACAGCCUGGAGACGCAAGUUAUCGAUGCUUUCCGCUCGCUUUUCAAUAAGGACAAGCCAGUCUCGUCGGAUGGCAGCCGAGGUCCCUGGAACUUGAACGACGCUGCACCAGAUGCUUACGGCGGCCAAUCCCUUCCUUUCGCCGACGAGAUCGCCAAAUUGACGCGUAGCUUCAGCCAGAUUUCCGACGAAGCAAGCGGCGACUUGCGCGAUAUCUUUGACCUCACUGAAGGCCAUGGCGGUGCGAGGCAGACCCAAUCUCGUGGUCUCGGAGAUGAUGAUGGCGACUUCUCUCGAAAAGCUCGUGGCUUUCUUUCCUCAGCUCUCAAUGCCGUUCAAGACAACUUUGACAACAAUCAAGGCUCGAGUGGCCAGAAUUUCGAGAUUGGAGGGCUUCUUGGUAUGAUUAGCAACACCAUCAAGGAUGCCGCCCAGAACCCCGAAGAGAAGGCACGGCUUAUCAGUCCCGAGAUCAAGCAGACAGUCGGUGACAGGCUGCGCAUGCAGCAUGCACCUAUUGCGGAACAAUUCACUCGUAUCGCCCUGGACCACAUUAAGCGCUGGCUACGUGGAAACACGAGCACACGCGAUCUUGGUGAUGGUGCCAAGGCCGAGAUUGCAGAUCAAGUAGGUGAUCUGGUGAAGGGUCUUGGAGGCCUGUUUGGAAGCAAGAAAGCUAGCAGCGAGGGUUCAGCUAGGGGCUUCGAUGAGUCGAGUCGCGACGGGCAAGAACAAGGCAGUGGUGGCGGCUUCUCCAGGGUCCUCAGUGACAAGCUCAGCACAGGUCUUGCAAAGGUUCAUAGGGAAGUCCGUUUGGAGUUCCGCAAAGUACUAGGAGAGAUCGAGAAGCAAUUGUUCGAAUUGUUGCCAGACCAGUUCCAGCGCCCGCUCGAGAAGAUCCUCGGUGGCAACCCCUUCGACUCUCAGCUAGAUCGCGAUGCAUCUGGCCCGGCAGACCGCGGUUUCGGUGACGAUAUCAAGGCUAAACUUCUUAGCAAGGUCCGCGCCCUUGUGCAGAAAGUUCAAGAGACGCUCCGAGAGAGCAUCUUAGGUGUCGUAAACGGCGGUCACCGCAAGUUCGAGCGCGAGAGCUGGGUCUUCGUGCAAACCACGGUCGAGCAAAAGGUGCAGAGGUACCUGCCCGACGUGAAGAUCAAUGUGCCGGAUGACAUCGGCAACGAGAAUGUCAGCGUAGGCACUCCGACCUCAAACAUACAGAUGAGUGGAGGGUACCAGGCUCCAUCCUCACAGGGCAACUUCCGUCCGGAUCCUCCGCAGGACACAUACAACGACCAGGGUCACGGCCAACAAACAUACAACUAUCCAGCGCGGUAUCAGAACGACCAGCAGUACCGUGGUGAGCCGAAUCGACAGUAUCAGGACUACCACUCUCAACAGUAUCCUCCCCAAAGUUCCCGACCUGAGCAAUACGCACCACCUCAGCAAGGCUAUUCGCAGCCAAACUACCCCCCGCAGGAUCAUCCUCAGCGCGAUUACUCCCAGCAAGGGUAUCGCGGCAACGAAUAUCCUCUGCAGGGGUACGAACGACGAUACUAG
This is a messenger RNA of Macroventuria anomochaeta, 1680 nucleotides long. RefSeq lists its product as uncharacterized. Bases 1 to 1680 code for a protein of 559 amino acids. Lineage: Eukaryota; Fungi; Ascomycota; Dothideomycetes; Pleosporales; Didymellaceae. The transcript has a single exon. The record is from RefSeq and is a predicted model, not a curated record.